AUGAGUCCGUCCUUGAGUGAAGCAAUGAGUAAUAUCUUGCACAAAACCUCGACUCCCGUGCUAGAUGCUCUGACGGAAUUUCUAGCCGGCAAUCUGAAGCAAGAAAAAGAGAAGACGUUUCCGCGCUACUUGGAGAGCUUCCUGUCUCACAUUCGAAAUUUUCGAGGUGGAGUUUCACGACAGAAUGAUUCUGGCGAAGAAAACGACACGACAAAGGAAAAUGCAGCAGUGAAUGAAUCAACGAGGAAAGAAGCUACGGAGACGAAGAUCAAGCAGUCAAAUAAAUUACGAGGUACGGAAAAUAUAGUAGCUAUCAGAUUAACACCUUUUGAUUACCCUGAAACCUCAAAAUCACCGGGGACCAACAAGAAAUCUAUUUCGAAGACUGGCCAGAGUAAAGCGAAGAGCACCCAGAAUAAAGCUGUACAAAUGAGUCAAAAUUCAAGUACCCAAAGGCUUCAAGAAGACGAAGAUAUCAAUGAUGAUUCUUCUUUGGAUAUAGAGGAUGUGGAAAGAGCACAGAAAUAUAUCUUAGUCGGAUGGGACAACUUCCGUUCUAAGCUUAUGGUGGUUCUACUGGUUCUUCUCGUUCUAUGGGCAGUCAUUUAUUUCCCUUUGAUCGGAACUUGAUAUUUAGUGGCAUCGAUUCGAUGCAAAAGCGAUGUUUCUUCGUGAUUAUACUGCUCCUAUUGCAUUAAACGUGUUUUCAAUUAAUUUGUAAUGUGAGUAUAUAUAAAAAGUGAGUUUUCAACGUCUAAUCAGGGGUUGAUUUACAUUAGACGCUGACAAGGAGGAUGUUAUUUACUCACACGGAUAUAGAGCGUUUCAUAAAUAUCAUUAGAGGAUAACUUAUU
Messenger RNA from Eufriesea mexicana, 854 nucleotides. RefSeq lists its product as uncharacterized. The record is from RefSeq and is a predicted model, not a curated record. The transcript is spliced from 4 exons. Bases 1 to 630 code for a protein of 209 amino acids. NCBI's taxonomy places the organism in Eukaryota, Metazoa, Arthropoda, Insecta, Hymenoptera, Apidae.